AUGCAGAAGAGAGAGCAGAACAAGUUGGGUGGCAAUGUUGGUAGCGCAUCUGCUCCUCCGGCUAAGCGAGGCCGUCCAUUCGGCAGUGUAAACAGCAACGCUGCUGCUGCAGCCGCUGCGGCGGAGACCUUGGCUCCAUCGGCACUUCUUGGCCCUUCUCUUCAUAUUCAUACUUCCUUCGCGGAUCAAAACAAUAAAAGGAUAGUGUUGGCUCUACAGAGUGGAUUGAAGAGUGAAUUGACAUGGGCACUUAACACUCUCACUCUUCUCUCCUUCAAAGAGAAGGAUGAUAUGCGUAGAGACUCCACUCCUCUGGCUAAAAUUCCAGGCUUGCUCGAUGCUCUUCUUCAAGUUAUUGAUGAUUGGCGUGAUAUAGCACUUCCAAAGGAUCAUGUAAAGAAGCAAAGGGUCAGAACAUUAGGUGCUAAUUCUUAUAUAACGGGAUUUGGGAAUGAAUUUGAGGCUCUGGGCUCAAAUGGCCUGAGACCUGGUUCUUCAGCUUCAGAGGCAACGGGUCAUGCUCCCAAACCAUCUCCUCGACAUUGGUGGCUCGAUGAAGAUGGUCUAUUUAAUCGGGAUGAUGAAGGACGAGCAGAAAGACAGCAAUGUGCUGUUUCCGCUUCAAAUAUCCUCCGAAAUUUUUCUUUCAUGCCAGAGAAUGAAUCCAUUAUGGCUCAACAUCGACAUACUCUGGAAACAGUGUUUCAAUGUGUAGAAGAUCAUAUUACAGAGGAUGAAGAGCUUGUCACAAAUGCACUAGAGACAAUUGUGAAUUUAGCCCCGCUCCUUGAUCUUCGUAUCUUUAGCUCAUCAAAGCCGUCCUACAUCAAAAUAACAGAAAAACGUGCAGUUGAAGCUAUCAUGGGAAUGCUGGGAUCUGCAGUCAAAGUUUGGCACUGUGCUGCUGCAGAAUUACUUGGACGAUUGAUAAUAAAUCCCGAUAAUGAGCCGUUCCUUCUCCCCUUCGCCCCCCAGAUUCACAAGCGCUUAGUUGACCUUAUGAGCAUCCCAGCUUUGGACGCACAAGCAGCAGCUGUUGGUGCUCUGUAUAACCUUGUCGAAGUUAAUAUGGACUGCAGAAUAAAGCUGGCAAGCGAACGAUGGGCAAUCGAUCGACUUCUUAAAGUUAUCAAGACCCCUCAUCCAGUUCCAGAAAUAUGCAGGAAAGCAGCAAUGAUAUUGGAGAGUCUUGUAUCUGAGCCACAGAACAGGGGUUUGCUCCUAGCAUAUGAAAACGCAUUUGCAGAAAUACUAUUCUCAGAUGGAAGAUAUUCAGAUACAUUCGCUAGGAUAUUGUAUGAACUAACAUCCAGACCAAACAAUAAAGUUGCUGCUGCACAAGGUGUAUGGGGCAUGUGAUCACAAGUAUCAUUCAUUCGCUCGGGAUUACUCAACUAGUACUCGUAAUCGAUCAAGCUAAGGACACACGACCACAUCGUUGCUGCAUGUAAAUAUAUCAGCAUAUUGGCUUAUCAGCGAUUAAAAGUCGACUAAUUUUCGAUCAUCGAAGUCUGUAUUUCUCAGUCUGUACUGCUUAUGUAGAACAACUAAUGGCAUCCAAUAUGAACAAUGGGUAUUUGAGAA
Molecule: messenger RNA, 1584 nt
Organism: Cucurbita pepo subsp. pepo (vegetable marrow)
Lineage: Eukaryota; Viridiplantae; Streptophyta; Magnoliopsida; Cucurbitales; Cucurbitaceae
Product: armadillo repeat-containing protein LFR
Biological process (GO): regulation of transcription by RNA polymerase II; positive regulation of DNA-templated transcription; chromatin remodeling
Cellular component (GO): SWI/SNF complex; nucleoplasm; brahma complex
Molecular function (GO): nucleosome binding
Source: RefSeq, a predicted model, not a curated record